Messenger RNA from Cryptosporidium muris RN66, 1953 nucleotides. RefSeq lists its product as uncharacterized. NCBI's taxonomy places the organism in Eukaryota, Apicomplexa, Conoidasida, Eucoccidiorida, Cryptosporidiidae. Bases 1 to 1953 code for a protein of 650 amino acids. The record is from RefSeq and is a predicted model, not a curated record. The transcript has a single exon.
AUGGGAGAUAAUUGUACAAUAGUUGAUAAGUAUACUGGGGUUGCAGAAGAUAUCAAUUUAUAUAGACUUGAUAUUUCAUCAAAUCUAGACACUAAUUGUAAAGACAAUUCUAUAGAUGAAGUGAAAGAUACUGUUAAAAGUGAAGAAUAUAUACAAGAGAACACACUUCAAAUACAAGAUAUUGAUUGUAAACAAAGUGAGGACUCUAGAGAAAAUACAGAAAGUAUAGAAUCAACUAAUUCCGAUACUUUAGCCGAACUAGAACUUUCUACAGAAAAUUUAAUAAAAGAUGACAAUUUGUCUCAGCAACGUCACAUACAUGAUACAUCAUUACCUUAUAAGUUGUGGAUUGAUGCAAAAAGUCGUGAUUGGAUUCUUGAAUGGCAAUCAAAGAAUGGUAGAUGGGGUGUAAGAAAAUUUAGCUGCAAGCGUUGGGGGAAAGGGAAGGCAUAUUCUCAUGCAAUGAACUUCUUAGCCUCAUUAACUUCUGGAGGAAUUAUUAAAGGAAGUCAAUACAAUAGACAAUUUAAUGAUUUAAUAAGUGUAACUGGGGAUGGGAAUGGAUCUUGUAGAUCUGUUGAAGAUGAAUUAGUCCUUCAGUUUCUUUCACAGCGUGAUGCUGCAUCAAAUUCUGAAAAACCAAAACAAAGGCUAGAGAGUAAUCCUGGACUGAAUGCACUAGCAGCUAUUGCAGCAGCUGCCACUGCAUCAAACUCAGCGAAUAAUUCUUUGAAUAUUAAAAAUCAGGCUAGUCAAAACAAUAGUAACCAGAACCAGCAAACACAUGUUAGGGGAGCUGUGCGCAAGAGUGGUGUUCCAGGCGUUUACUGGAGUCAAAAACCUCAAGGAUGGAGAGUUGUAUAUUAUACUGGAAAAGAUAGAGAAUUUGAAUAUUUUAAAGUGCCAGCUAGUGCCUCUGAAGAGGUAAUAAGUGAGAUUUUGGAAGUUGCAAAACGUUUUAGAUCUCAAGUUACUUCAGAAGGACGCCAUUUACCAAAUGGUACUGUAGGAUCUAGCUCUAAAAGAGCUAGAGCUGCUGAAAGGAAAGCAGCUGCAGCUCUCUCAAAUGAAUCUGCUCGUCGCAGAACACUUGUAAAUAAUGUAUCCCCAUAUCCUAAUGAUACUUUUAAUGGAAAAUAUAAAAAUAACCCCAUUGAUUCAGCUCCUAGUAUUUUAGUUGAUUCAGAUACAUUAUCAUCGGCUGGGUCAUAUGGUGCAGCAACUAUUGCAGGGAAAAUUGUAAAUUCACCAACUAGUAUAACUCCUGGCAUCUAUGAUUGGUUAUAUAACCCUAUGCUUAUGAAUUUAUAUGGAAACUAUUCAGUGGCAAAUCAGGCAGCUGCAAUACAACAAUGGGCAUUAUUGCAAAAUAUAUUGUACCAACAAAAUUCAUUAGUGCAGAAUAGUGUACAUACAUCUAGUGAAACACCUGGGGUUCCACCAAUGUUCCCGAGUCCAUUCCUGACUAAUUAUCCUAUUCAAUCUCAAAGUACUAACAAUACUCAGAAGACACAUCUCUCUCAACAACAGCAACAAAUAAUUAAUAAUCAGAAUUCAAUAAAUCAAGCUAACAUGGAUUUAUUCUAUAGAUACUAUUGUAUAUCUCCUCCUACACAACAUCAAAGUACCUCUGUAAUGAGUUCACCAAAUACAAAUGUAAAUUUCCCUAUGAAUGAUGCCAUAAAUUGGCUAUCACAGCUUAUGAAUAUGCAAAACUACUCACAAAGUGGGGAAACAACUUUAUUACAAACAGAUAUAUAUGGGGACAAAUCUCAGCAAACAGAUACAAUAAUACAAAGAACCACAACUUAUCUAUCUGAGUCUAAACCAGAUCCAGCUGAAGAAAAUAAACUUGAUAUACAACAAAACAAACCAUGUGGAACUGAAAAUAUAGAAGUGAUAAAGAAUAUUGAGGAAGAAGAAAAAGUCCAACCUGUAUUUUCCAAUACUUGA